AUUUCGGAAGAUGCGGAACGAUUUUACAGGACCUAUUAAGCUUUAAGUGUAACAUUUCCACCCAUCAAGCCAUAAAGAAUAAUCCGUGAAAACGCUGCACUGGCAAUUCCACCAUGGAUGACGAGGAAGGAUCAUCCAGUUCCGGACCCAUGUCUUCUCUCAACAGUCUCUUCUCCUUCACAAGUCCCGCAGUGAAAAAACUCCUUGGCUGGAAGCAGGGCGACGAGGAAGAGAAAUGGGCCGAAAAGGCAGUAGAUUCGCUGGUGAAGAAACUGAAAAAAAGAAAAGGAGCAAUUGAGGAACUUGAGCGUGCUCUGAGUUGUCCCGGCACACCAAGCAAAUGCGUCACAAUUCCUAGGAGUUUGGACGGCAGAUUGCAGGUCUCACAUCGCAAGGGAUUGCCCCACGUGAUUUACUGUCGUGUCUGGCGAUGGCCGGAUCUACAGUCCCAUCACGAGUUAAAACCUCUUGAACUCUGCCAGUAUCCCUUCUCAGCGAAGCAGAAAGAAGUCUGCAUCAAUCCCUACCACUACAAAAGAGUCGAGAGUCCAGUCCUGCCUCCAGUUUUAGUCCCCAGGCAUUCGGAAUUCGCACCAGGUCAUUCACUGUUGCCUUUUCAACAGCUGCCUGAGCCUACGAUGCCUCACAAUGUGACUUAUUCGACAAGUGGAUUCAAUGCCGGAUCGGGAGGUGUCAAUCCCACUUCGCCGAUAUCUUCUGUUGGUUCAGUUCCAAGUCCAGGAAGCACCAAUAAUCCACAAAGUCCUUAUGGGACCAAUGGACUACCGGAAACGCCGCCACCUGCCUAUUCUCCACCUGAAGACGGCUCUCAACAUGGACAAUCUCCUCCACCAGAUCCGGCAGCGAUGGACACUGGUGGCUCAACAGCUGUCGCUCCAGUUUGCUACCAGGAACAACCCUACUGGGCCUCGAUUGCUUACUACGAGCUGAAUUGCCGAGUUGGCGAGAUUUUCCAUUGUCAGAGUCACUCGGUGAUUGUUGAUGGGUUUACUAAUCCGAGCAAUAAUUCGGAUAGAUUCUGUCUCGGCCAGUUGUCGAAUGUCAACAGGAACUCGACAAUUGAGAAUACGAGGAGACACAUAGGAAAGGGGGUGCACUUGUAUUAUGUCGGGGGAGAGGUUUAUGCUGAGUGCCUCUCGGACUCGGCUAUCUUUGUCCAAUCGAGAAACUGCAAUCACUUCCAUGGAUUCCAUCCUAGUACGGUGUGCAAGAUUCCUCCUGGUUGUUCGCUGAAGAUUUUUAAUAAUCAGGAGUUUGCUUCCCUGCUGUCCCAGAGUGUCAAUCAUGGAUUUGAAGCGGUUUACGAGCUGACGAAAAUGUGCACAAUCAGAAUGUCAUUUGUGAAAGGCUGGGGUGCAGAAUACCAUCGACAAGACGUUACUUCAACUCCUUGUUGGAUUGAAGCCCAUCUCCAUGGACCGUUGCAGUGGUUGGACAAAGUUCUCACCCAAAUGGGAUCUCCUCACAACGCCAUAAGUUCCAUGUCGUAAGGAGAUGAGCCAGCCAACCCAACGUAAGAAAAUAAAAUACAACUCCAACUCUUCAUAAACACAUAAAACGCUCGAAGCAAAUUCGAGACUUUCCUUAAGCAAGAUAUUACUCCAGAUAUUCUUUGAAAACUGACAAUCUUGAGAAUCAGUUGCAAAUGCGAUAUAAACUUAUAUUUGAAAAGAACAAAAGUCUUGAGUGCAAAUACAAUAAAAUUAAUCUACAAUAAAGAAGAUAUUAUUAAGUAAAAAAUAUACUGAGAGAUGUCUAGAGGGAUUAUUUUACGCCUCAGAGUAAGCUGUACAGUUUUAGAUUAUUUCUAUAUUCUAUAAGAGAAUGUUUUAAUGGCGAAAGAUCAAAGCUCGAUACUUUCGUCUAAAUGUGCUGCGUGUCUAAGAAUGUAUUAUAACGCAAAUUUUUAGCGUUGAUUGUAAAUGUCUCGUUAGCUAAGUAAAUUGAAGAAAAAAAAAGAGUGCAGCCUCGAAACUUUAAUGAAAGACACUGAAUCAAAAUUAGUCAAGAAUAGAAAUUAAAAAUAGAGAAAGUGUAGCUAAUAAAAUGUCAAAAAAAUUUGAAAGUUCUUCAAGUAUUAAGUAGUCUUGAUUACCAAUCAGCGUCGCACUUUCAUUUACAGAAUGAAGUUGACAUGCGAUGCGUUAUGAUAGAAUGCAAUGAAAGAUUUUAAUGAACCUGACAAUGAGAAGCACAAUUGUGAUUUGUUUUUGAAUGGCUCUGCUCUUGUCAGUUUUUUCUUAUACGUCUGAAGAAUUUAGAAAAAAGUGUAUAAAAUAUAUAAUUUUGAGAGUGAUCUAUUGGCUAGCAGUAUUCGAAAAAUGUCGCUUUUCUUCUCGUUGGCCAAAUGUUGAAUAACCAAGUAGCCUUUACAGAACCUUAUAGGCUAAUUAGUAAAAUUUUUACAAAGUUUUAGCUAUUUACUAUCGAAUAUUUGAUUGAGAUCAAAUAUUAUUGACCAAUUUUAUAUGAUGGCAUGGAACUGUGGGGAAAAAUAUGACACGUAUUUUUUUUAACAAAAACUUUUUCUUGAACUUAGAGGUACUUGAAAAAAUUAACGAAAUUUAUCUUUAAGCAUUUUUUUUAUCUUGGGAAAUAAUUGACCGAAUUUAAUUUGCUAUGCAAAAGAUUAUAGCGCAAUAUGCACCUUUUGAAUCAAUUUAAAUAAACUGAGAUUUUGUAAAUUACCAAAAUGUCGUAGAUUAAAAAAAAAGCUAAAAAUUGAUUUUUUUCCAAAAAGCCAUCUAAGUUUUUGUUCAUUUUUUUGUUCAUAGUAAUAUGAGCGAGAUUCCUUGUGGGUUUCGUUCUCGCGAAAUUUUUCCUUCAUAUUGGGAAUGGUGGUCUACCAUUUCGCCACAUGAUGUCGAAAAAUUGAAGUAGAAAGAGUAGGUGCAAUUUUAAACAUGUAUUUUAAUUUUUGAAUAAAUGUGUUUUUACGAUUGUUUUGUGAAAUAUAAAAAAAAUGAU
Molecule: messenger RNA, 2988 nt
Organism: Belonocnema kinseyi
Lineage: Eukaryota; Metazoa; Arthropoda; Insecta; Hymenoptera; Cynipidae
Gene: Mad
Product: protein mothers against dpp
Exons: 3
Coding region: 114-1511 (465 amino acids)
Biological process (GO): anatomical structure morphogenesis; transforming growth factor beta receptor signaling pathway; SMAD protein signal transduction
Cellular component (GO): heteromeric SMAD protein complex
Molecular function (GO): RNA polymerase II cis-regulatory region sequence-specific DNA binding; DNA-binding transcription factor activity, RNA polymerase II-specific; I-SMAD binding
Source: RefSeq, a predicted model, not a curated record